CGGCAGCAUGGCGGGGGCGGCCGUGCUGCCCGUGGCCGUGUUCGGCUGCCGGCCGCGGGUGGCCGGCGGUGUCUGCUUCUUGGAGGAGCGGGUGGUGCUGCACGCCGCGGGGGCGGGCUGCCUGCGGCUGCACCUCGAGCACAAGUGGCACAACUUCAUCUCAGGCACGGAGAAGAGCCGGGGCGUUCAGGCGCUGGCCGUCAGCACCAGCCGGCGGUUCCUGGCGCUGUCGGAGGCGGCGGGGGAGCAGCCGGUGCUGGCGGUCUAUGAGCUGGCGGCGGAGCGGGCGCGGCGGCGGAGGGUGCUGGCCGCCGCCGAGCUGCCGGCGCGGCAGGUGGUGUCCCUCGCCUUCUCCCCCGACAGCCAGUUCCUGGCGGCCGCCACGGCCCCCCCCGAGGGACACCUCACCUUCUGGCUGUGGGAGAAGCAGCAGCUGGCGGCGUCCGUCCGCGUCCCGGCCGCGGGCGAUGGCCCCUGCCAGGUGAGCUUUAAUCCUCAAGACAAUACCCAGGUUUGUAUCACUGGAAAUGGCUUUUUUAAACUUUUCAAGUAUAGUGAAGGAUAUUUAAAGCAGAUGAAUUUACAAAGGGGAGAGCCAGAAAACUACUUGUGCCAUGCCUGGCUGUCCGAGGAGGAAGUUAUAUGUGGCACUGAUAAAGGCAAACUUAGCUUGUUUGAAACUGGACGGCUGCACUGGGAAAUGAGUUUGGAGUACAGAAAACCACCCAAGGAACUAAAAGAAGUUACAACAACAAAAGAAUAUGAGAGUGGCCUGGCCUUUGAAGAUAAUGGUUUACAACAGCAUUCUCUGCCUCAAAUAUCUGCAGUUGCAGCAUAUUCCAAAGGGUUUGCAUGUUCACCUAGCCCAGGAGUUGUUCUUCUGUUUGAGAAGAACGAGGAAAAGGAGGGCUAUGAGGAGAGUCAAGAAGUCUGGCUUCCUCAGGACCUGUUCAGCACUGAGCCAAAAAAGUCAGGCAGACAGGACAUUACAUGUAUAUGCUUCAGCCCCUCUGAGGAAACGAUGGUCGUUAGCACAAAUAAAAAUCAGCUCUACAUGUUUACCAUGUUCUCCACCAAACUUAUAAGGGAGAAGACAUCUUAUUUUGCAUAUAUGAAUUUCUCAUUGCAUUCUAAUUCAAUCACUGGUCUGGACAUGUGUACUUGGAAACCCAUUCUUGCUACGUGUUCCCUGGAUAGAUCUGUUCGCAUCUGGAAUUACAAGACGAACACUUUGGAGCUGUGUAAGGAGUAUCAGGAGGAAGCAUACACAGUAUCACUUCAUCCCACUGGCCUUUUCUGUUUGGUUGGGUUUUUUGACAAACUACGAUUCAUAAGUCUGCUGUACGAGGACAUGCGUAUUUUCAAGGAGUUUGCUGUGAAAAAAUGUAGAGAGUGCUCAUUCAGUAAUGGAGGCCAUCUUUUUGCUGCAGUUAAUGGAAAUGUGAUUCAAAUUUAUUCCAGCAUCACCUUUGAGAAUGUUACUAAUCUGAAAGGACAUACUGGGAAGGUUCAUGCAAUUAAAUGGAGUGCAGAUGACACUAAAUUUGUCUCCUGUGACACACAUGGUGCUGUGUAUGAGUGGAACUUGUUGACAGGUAAAAAGGAGUCAGAAUGUGUGCUCAAGACCUGCAUCUACAGCAGCAUUUCCCUGACUUAUGAUGCCAAAAUUAUCUUUGCUGUUGGAUCUGACCAAACUCUCAAAGAGAUUUCGGAGUCUUCGAUCCAGCAAGAAGUGCCUGCUUAUGAUGUUGUUUAUACGACUGUCGCUGUCUCUCGUUCCGGGAGCAUGAUAUUUGUUGGUACAUCCCUGGGGACAAUUCGAGCUAUGAAGUACCCAUUAACUCUGAAGAAGGGUUUCAAUGAGUACCAGGCCCAUGCAGGUGCUGUUACAAAGAUGACAAUAACAAAUGAUGACCAAUUUCUACUGACUGCUUCAGAGGAUGGCUGUAUAUUUAUCUGGAAAGUGCAUGAUAAAGAAGGUGGGGGACUGAAAGGGGAACAGGAACUUCAGUAUGCUGAGGAAGUGUUGAUCAUGAGAUCAGAUAUAGACGAGAAGACUCAGGCAAUACUAGACCUGCAGAUUUGUGUGAAAGAUCUGCAGACAGAAAGUGAUUACGAGCUACGUCUCAAGGACAUGUACUGUGAAGGAAAAAUAAAAGCAUUGGAAGAGAAUUUCGCUCAGGAAGUAGACUCCCUUAAAACCAAACACCAGAUUUUACAGGAAGAGAAAGAAAAACAGGAGCUACAACACCAGGUUCAACUGUCUGAGCUGAUGGAUCAACAGGCUAGGGAGGUGCAACGGCUAGAAUCUGACAGUAGUCAGAAACUCUUAAUGGAAAAUGAGAAAUACCAGGAGCUGCAGGUGAAAUCCCAGAAUAUGGAGGAGGAAUACGAGAAACAAUUGCACAAUUUGGAGGAAAGCAAAAGCAAGGCUGUGGCAGAGUUAAAAGAACAUUAUGAGAAAAAACUUAAAGAUAAAGCUGUUCUGCUGGAAGAGGCAAAGAAGAAUAUGAAGAAGCAGAUUCAAGCACAAGAAGAAAUGGAGAAACAAAUUUAUGAAGAUGCAGACAAAGAAAUCUUGGAAAUCAAAGACAAGUAUGAGAGAGAGCUCUUGGAAGAAAAGGAGUCCAACAUACAACUGAAAGGAGAAAUAGGAGUCUUGAAUAAAAGGUUGAACAGCCUACAGAAAGAGCUCAAGGACCGAAACAGGGAUAUUGAGGAAAUGAGACUGGAACAGCAGAAGCUGCAAGACAUCAUUAAAUCACUGGAGAAGGAAAUCACGGCACUAAAGACAGAGGUUAAAGAGAGAACAGACACUAUCCUAGAGAAGGAGAAGCAUAUAUAUGAUCUAAAAAUGAAAAAUCAGGAACUGCAAAAUUUCAAGUUUGUGCUGAGUUACAGAAUAGAGGAGUUUAAGAAGCAAAUAGAGUCACGUGAAAAUCAUAUUGAGACAAUGAAGAAACAGAUCGAUGAGAUGGAGGAUGAGCUGGAACAAUUCCGCAAGGAGAGCACAGAGCUGAAGAUGAACAUCACACAACUGCAACAGAAACAGAAAGCAACUGCUCGUGAGGUGCACAGAGAGAUGGAGAAGAAGCAAAAUAUGGAAACCCUCAUCAAACGAUUUAAGUCAGAUCUUCAUAAUUGUGUGAGCUUCAUUGAUGAUUCCAAAAAAAUGAAAGAUCGUAUCCGUGAACUCUACACCAAGUACGUGCAUCAAUCAGACCUGGUGGAGGUUCAAGCAGUAAAUGCAGAUUUGCAGCAGCAGUACGAGAAACAGCAAGAGUAUCACGAGAGGAAUUUGGCAGUUUUAAGGAAGAGGGUGAUGAAGGAUAAGGAAAUGCAGCACACUGCUUACAUGCGCAUCUUGCAGGAAAAUGUGAGUCUGAUUAAGGAAAUCAAUGACUUGCGGCAAGAACUAAGGGUGGCCCAUGCCCAAGUGCACGACCUCCGGUCAGCACUGAAAUUAAACAAGGACAAAAAGGCAAUUGAAGACACAGCUCCCUCCAGUGAACUUCUGUCCAGCCCAGCUGUCCUAAGGUUGAAUCCAGAGAUGGAAAGUGAAAAAAUCAUAGAAAUGCAGCAGCUAGAAAUUCAAUAUCUGCGAGACCAAAUCCAGGAGAAGGGACAAGUCGUGAACUGUCCAGGUUCAGUCUCUCUUGGUCAGAAAUCUUCCUGAACUGAAUCUGGAAAGACACCACAAGACAGAGCAACACUGAUGUGGUUCAAGGAUGCCUUAUUAUAUCCUCCUGGCAAGAUCAGAAAUGCAACAGCAUAGAUUAGACUUACAUGGUCCUACACUCUUCCAGUAGAAGCAUUUGUGCAGCAAUCAGUGUUCUGAACACUUCUUCUACUUUCCUGAAAUCUGCCCUUUUCAUGACUUGGGAGCCAAGAGAAAAAAAAAAUUUGUGUUAGUGUAAAACUAAUCUUUGUGCCUUCAUGCUAGGUACUCAUCUUUCUCUUGAAAACUAAUGUGUCCUAAUUCAGAAGAGCUGGUCAAACUGUAAGCCUUUUCUGCUAGAAUUCUAGUUUGGUGUAAUUGUGCUGCAAAAUUCAACAUCAGCCUUUUAUUUUCCAGUAUUAAAUUGUCCAUGUCCAUACAAAGGACUGCUGCUCUUAAGACAGAUGUCAUUGUUAUUCCAAGCAGGUAUCCAGUCACAGAUUAACAACCCUUGUGAGGGCAACCUUUGACUCAAGUACCCCCGGGCUAGAACCCUUGCUCAAGCAUCUGCCUCCUGUCUAGAGAUGUGUUGCCUCAUCUGCUACAAUAAUUUCAGCAGGACAAAAAAAGUCAGCCCAGUUUCAGGCUCCCAAAAUCUGGAAUGAAGUUGAAAUCUUAUGUCAUAACUCCUAUAACUUUGAUUAAUUGAUUUUUGUUUGUCUUUUUUCCAACAUCCACAAUCCCUUUAGUUCAGUUUUUCAGUGAAAUUCUCCUAAUAAGUCACUCUGCAAAGUACUCAUACACAGAAAAAGGCAGGGAGUCAUUUCUUUAAUAAUGAGGGGGGGAAAUCCCCUAUAUUUUUCAUCUUUUGUUGUCAGUGCAUGGCACGCUGUCCCACUGAGGAGUAUUUCACAUAUAUCAGAAGUUUAAGCUACUGGUUGAGCAUGGAAUGAUAUGGUACUGUAACAGCCAGUACAUCACUGGUUCAUUUCCUAUCCUGAAUUGUGGAAAAGUGAUGAGUGCUUUUAUAUAGUUCUAAUAAUACUAUACAGAAGAAGGUGGUGCCAGGGCUGGGUAACAUGUAAGCUGCAUUGCCAUCAGGAAUACUAGACUCAUUUCCAGGGUAAUACCAUGGCAAAAUAGAUGGUUCCGUGAGCUCCAAUGACUUUGGAGAUUUCAGCUGAGUGCUUUGUCCCUGAAUGUGGAAUUAAGUUUCUUUAGUCUAUUUUUUUUUUUUCCAUUUUGCAUCUUUAAACUGUAUGGAGCAUAGGUUUCACAGGAGCAAAAGGAAGAAGUUAAUAGUUUGUUAAUGGGCUAGCUUUACACCCUUUCUUCCUCCUCCCCUCCCCAUAUAAUCAUCUUGAUACUUCCUGUACAGAAAGAGGAUGUAAUUAAUGUAAUUAGUAAAUAUUUUAGAAACUAGUUCCCUCUAAAAUUUUCAGGACACACCCAUUUUAAUUUGCUAGGCUCUGGUGUGGUAUAAUUUUCCCCUCUCUCUGUCAGGACAAAUUGAGUGCUAGAAUCAUACAACACACUGUUUUAAUAGUUGUGGUUUAGAGAACUGCAAUCAACCUCUCUGAAAAAGAAGAAUCUUUUCCUAAUAUGCAUAUACAGGUAGAAAAUUAUUUCUAAAUGGUGACUGGUAAGCUUAAAAAUAUGCCCCUAUGUCACUCUUGUUAGAAAAAUUUUAAAGGCAAUACAAAGCCUGUCAGAUGAAGCCCAGAUAGCUUCAGCUGCCAGACUAGGCUGAAGAGGAUUUUGAACUUGAUCUUAGUGGCUAACGGGCAGCUAAAACAGUGCUCAUACAGGGGAGCAUUAAACAUCAGGCACAGCAGAGUGUUACAACUAAAGUUCAUCAGACCUGCUCGAAGCAAAAUAGAUGUACAAGCCCCUCCUAUACUGAGAAAAUCAGACCAAGGUCAAACUUCCAUGCAUAUACUCUAUAAACGUUUUAUAAUUAAGUUGUAACUGGAUUAUGGUUUGUGUGCUAAUGGUCUUCUAAAUUCUCUCAGGGUGCAAAAACAUUUUCCCCUUUCAUUCUCUCUUGAUUUGCAUUGUUAUGUUUCUCCUUUUGGUACCUCCCUAAAGGAGCUGGUAAGCAUCUCAUGCUCUUAUAAAUCUACAGCCCACUAUUUGAAAUGAGUGUAUGGCUAUCUGAAUAAGGUUUCCCCUUAGAUGAUUUCUUUGCUAACUAGGCCAACUAAAAGACCAGGUUUUUCUGUAUAGGGUCAAGCUCAUUGUUCAAAGGUGUUUGUAUAGUAAAACCCAUCACAUUCCAUUUGGUUUUUUUAUGUUUGGGACAACAACCUUUGGACUGAUGAUAUUUUACAAGUCUCAAAAGAUCUAUCACAUUUUUCUCAGACAAAUUCCUGAAGCUGUCACACUAUUUGGUUUCUAUUUGAUUAGCAUAUCCUAAGCUUCCCUUCUCAUAGCCUGAUAAAAAGCAAGCACGUGACUUAAAAACUGAGCCUCCCUUUCCAUUAGCCAGGCAAGAGCUGUUGUUCAGUCCCAUUCUCUUCUUCCUGCAUUUCCCUGGAGAUUUUCCAGCUGCUCGGACUAACGGUAAUGAUCCCUUCUGCUAUCAUGAAACCCAGCCAGAAAGGAGGGGACAUUCCCCUACGAACUUCAACAUUCCUGCUACUCCCUUUUUUAAUUCUUCAACUCUCGAAUGAAUCCUUUUCUGUUUCCCUAAUUCCUCUCAAAAUUACUCUUUU
Molecule: messenger RNA, 6372 nt
Organism: Corvus hawaiiensis (hawaiian crow)
Lineage: Eukaryota; Metazoa; Chordata; Aves; Passeriformes; Corvidae
Gene: CFAP57
Product: cilia and flagella associated protein 57
Exons: 22
Coding region: 8-3676 (1222 amino acids)
Molecular function (GO): protein binding
Source: RefSeq, a predicted model, not a curated record